GUCAUGACCCGUGUAGUCAUGGCAGAGCGUAAUUGAUCUCAAGUUGGCCGGAACAAAAAAUGUAAAUUUUACGUUACCUAAGGAGUGAAAAAGGGAUUCGUCGUUAGUUCUAGCGACUAAAGGCAAUAUGGAGAUACCCAGAGAUUUGUCAGCGGAGAACAUUACCUUCUCCAAGGACAAAAACAUCCUUAAUGAUAUUGCCCAGGAGACAAAAGAUGCACCAGGAUAUGGCUGUCUCACCGAGGAUGAACUCAUGGAAAAAGUUGAAAAUAUUCUUCUAGAGAAAAUCAAAGAAGGACAAAAACAGGCAUACUUUCAACUUGGGCUUUUCUAUUAUGAGCAGGGUGUGAUGGACAAGGCCAUUGUGUAUUUUGAACGCUCAAAAGAGUUUGAUUACCAGUCUUUAUACAUGCUUAGUGUGAUGGUGUAUGAUGGCAUUGGCUGUAAAGCUGAUACGGUUAGAAAGACUGAGGCUCGGAAGAAAAAAGCUGUUGAAUACAUAAGGAAGAUAGCCUUGUCAGGGGAUAAGCGUGCAAAACAUCUUGUGAACGCAGCACAGUUCAAUCUUGGUCGAGCGUAUUUCCAGGGAUAUGGUGUAGAUAGACAGUCUGAUGCUGAGGCUGAAAGAUACUGGCUUCUGGCAGCUGACGAUGGCAACCCCAAAUCCAGCGUUAAGGCCCAGUCAACCCUCGGGAUGUUUUACUCUAGGGAGGACAGUCUUAACCUCAAACAGGCUUUCUUCUGGCACUCUGAGGCUUGUGGGAACGGUUCUCUGGAAUCCCAGGGAGCCCUUGGUAUAAUGUAUGAGUAUGGUAUUGGUACUAGAAGGAACACAGACUCUGCUUACAUAUGUCUGAAAGGGGCCUCAGACAGGGGUAAUGUGUAUGCCAUGGGAAACCUGGUUGCUCAUUACUACAGAAGGAAACUUUAUACAAAAGCUGCCGACUUGGCUUCUAGAGUUUCACAGUUAUCAGAUGUGGCAUUAAUUGCCAAGGAGACAGACUGCCUACCAACAUAUAUCUGUAGAGGUAUAGCCAUGGCUUGUUUCUACUAUGCUAGAUGUCUGCAUGAGGGGUUUGGUGUCAAGAAGGACGAAAAAGAUGCCAAGCGUUUCUAUACACGGAGUUACCAGUUUGAUUCAGAUGUUUGUGCAAGUCUUCAAACGCAGACACAGCAUGGAAAGAUAUAAAUGGAGGGUUACAGCAUAUAUAAGAUAACUGGAACAUGUGAAAAUAAGAAAAAAAGACCCAAAAUUCAUACUUGUGGAUAACGGUUUAUUCCUCAAAGUCACAGGAAGAUAAAAAAAGAAUGUUAAGUCUACUUUACAUUUAUGUGCUGAAAUAAAUAAAAAGAAGCU
Mercenaria mercenaria is the source of this 1357-nucleotide messenger RNA. RefSeq names its product LRP2-binding protein-like. The coding region runs from base 128 to 1189 and encodes 353 amino acids. The record is from RefSeq and is a predicted model, not a curated record. The transcript is spliced from 9 exons. Gene Ontology annotation, molecular function: protein binding. NCBI's taxonomy places the organism in Eukaryota, Metazoa, Mollusca, Bivalvia, Venerida, Veneridae.